GUGACUGAGGUGUGCGGAGCGAAGCGUCUGGGCUAUUUCGGUACUCCUCAGUUCUUUGUGGCCCUGAAGCUGCUCGCGGCCGCCCAGUCCGGUCUGCCCGUCCACCUGGAGAGCGUAACCACCAAUCUACCUCUGCCCAGAUUCGCUGGGCUGAAGAAUGAACCAGAGAUGCGAUACUCGGCCGUCCCUCCGAGCGUAGACGUUCAGGGAGCUCAGUGUGGGACUGCAGCUGUCCCCGUCUCCUGGACUCCAGCAGACAGGAGCACCUUCAGACACCUGGAGGCCAACAUGGAGAGGAAG
This is a messenger RNA of Plectropomus leopardus (leopard coralgrouper), 300 nucleotides long. The record is from RefSeq and is a predicted model, not a curated record. Lineage: Eukaryota; Metazoa; Chordata; Actinopteri; Perciformes; Serranidae.